UCUUCUUUUUCUUUCUUUCUUUCUUUCUAUUUCUAUUUCUCUUCUUUCCUUAAAUUAAUCCAGAUUUUUAGGUUACUUGUAAACCUGAGAAAAAGGACAGUUUCUUUUAGUAUGGGAAGAACACCUUGUUGUGAUAAAAAUGGGCUCAAGAAAGGCCCAUGGACACCUGAGGAAGAUCAGAAAUUGAUUGAUUAUAUUCAGAAAAAUGGACAUGGAAACUGGAGGACUCUUCCUAAGAAUGCAGGGCUCCAAAGAUGUGGGAAGAGUUGCCGUUUAAGAUGGACGAAUUAUCUUAGACCCGAUAUCAAACGGGGGAGAUUUUCAUUUGAGGAAGAAGAAACCAUCAUUCAACUUCACAGUGUUCUUGGUAACAAGUGGUCUGCAAUUGCUACUCGAUUACCAGGAAGGACCGACAACGAAAUAAAGAAUUACUGGAAUACUCAUAUAAGAAAGAGGCUACUAAGAAUGGGAAUUGAUCCAGUUACACAUAGUCCACGUCUUGAUCUUCUAGAUUUGUCUUCAAUUUUACGUUCUACACUCUACAACUCUUCACAAAUGAACCUUUCAAGCUUGCUUGGAGUUCAGCCAUUAGUGAAUCCAGAGCUUCUUAAGUUGGCUGCUUCAUUAAUGUCUUCUGAACGUAAAAGUCCAAGCUUUUCUCCACAAAAUUCUUCACACACUACUACAGCUACCAUUCAAUUCUCCAAUCCUCAGCUACAAAUGCAAGUUCCUAUGCAAGAAAUUGUUCAAUUCCCUUCACAAGUGGUGGAACCAAAUAUUACGAGUGAAUUAAAUGAUGAUCAAUGGGGAAAUGGUCAGCUUAAUAACUUUGAUUUGGCAGCAGGAUCAUUUGAGUAUUGUGGGUUGGAUCAGCAACAACAAGCAGGCGCCGUAGGGGUCGACAAUUCGUAUGAAACGCCGACUUUUAGUUUCCAUAACGGUAACAGUAACGGUAAUAACUUUAGUUUGGGUUCGGUUUUAUCUUCUCCUUGUUCUUCAAGUCCUACACAGAUGAAUUCAAACUCUACGUAUUUCACUAGUCCAACUGAAGAUGAGAGGGAAAGUUAUUGUAGCCAGAUUUUGAACUUUGAAAUCUCUGAUAUCUUCGAUGAACCUUUCAUUUAAUGUAUUUGUGUAAUGUUAAAAAAAAUCAAAUAAAUCUGCGGAAUUUGAUUUUUAUUUC
Molecule: messenger RNA, 1183 nt
Organism: Cucumis melo (muskmelon)
Lineage: Eukaryota; Viridiplantae; Streptophyta; Magnoliopsida; Cucurbitales; Cucurbitaceae
Product: transcription factor MYB102-like
Exons: 3
Coding region: 112-1125 (337 amino acids)
Source: RefSeq, a predicted model, not a curated record